CUCCUUCUCAUCCCCGUUUAGUUUGUCGCUCUCUGGCCAGUUACUCCGACUCUACUUUGUCUUCGGCAAACCGAAGAAGUGCUCGCCGAAGUCCCAGCCAUGGAAGAAGAUAAUAUAAUAAUGCCUGUUUGACCAACGGAGCUUGUCCAAGAUGCCAGGCCUUUUGUCCAACCCUGUGUGUCUCACAGUCAUCUGGUUUUUGUCUUGGUCGCUGCAUCCCAGCUAUGCUCAGAUUUGGACCGAUGAAGUGUCGGAUGUACAGUAUGGGCGUUUGGACUCCAACGUGACACUGGCAUGUGGGAAGUCACAAAUCAGGACCCCCGUGGUGUGGCAUCACAACCACAGCUCAGUUUUUUUGUGGCACCAAGUGACAUCGAAUGGAAGCUUGUCCCUGUUUCAUGUAGACCAAUCAGCACAAGGGAACUACAGCUGCUAUGAUGACAGCGGGCUCCUCCUCCAUUCUGUUACACUCAGAUUGGGCUAUCCCCCGGGACAACUGAGCAUUUCCUGCCAAGUACCCAAUCAUACACACGUCCGUUGCUCCUGGAGGCAAUCUAUAAAAACAUUCUUGCCUGCCAAGUACAACGCCUCCAUCAGGGGGAAGGAGGGGGAGUGGAGGGAGUCUAGGCCGUGCAUCGUGGACCUCACCAACAAGCACUGUGAUGUUCAAGAUCCUUCUUACUGGCAGACCAUCCACAGAGUUGGAGUAACAGAGACCAACGCUCUCGGGUCCCACACCGACUUUGUGGCAAUCAGGCUGAGCAAGCUUUUGAAACCAGACCCCCCACAGGCUGUGUCUGUGCAAGAAGUGGAAGGUUAUCCAACGAAGCUAAGGGUUUCAUGGAAAAAUCCAACUUCCUGGCCAGACGACACUUUUUUCCCCCUGCUGUUUCAGGUUCGAUACAGACCACAGGGCUCCCACCACUGGUCAGAGAUCUCCACAACGUAUGAUGAAUUAGAAAUAUCCGACGCCCUUGCAGGGCACAGCCACCAGGUACAGGUUAGAGCCCGCGAUGAUGUGGACUCGGAGAGCCAAUGGAGUGAAUGGAGCCAUCUGAGUGUCCUUACACCCUGGCAAGCAACCUACACCACCCCCGACCCUUCAGAGGACCCCACCUUUUUUAAUCCCUUCAGCACGGAGCCUGUAGCCACCUACGAGACCCGUGGUUUACAAGGGGAUGAAGGUAAUUUGGGACUGGUCAUCCUCUUGGUUUUGUUCUCCAUCUUCAUACUCACCACCGUCCUAUCCUUGAUUUUUGUUAUAUGGUUGAGGCAGAAAAGGCAUGAUCAUGCCACCAAACAAGAACUCGCCUCUAUGGUCAAGAUGAAAUCUAUACCAAUCUAAUUGGACUCUUAUUUUGCAGCCUUUAAGGUUUGUUUGAAAUGUCCACAACCUGUCAGCUUCAGCAGUGAGUAAACAUCACAUCACCUACAUCACUGUGAGGCGUUGACCCUCCACAUUAAGCUAAAUUAUGAUCAGAGCAUUACUCCAUCCUACUUCGAGGAUGGCAGGGACAACAGCCGAAAGGAGAGUUGCUAUUUACCAGAUGACUGCAGGGUGACGUUUUGGAAGCAUUCGCUGGACUAAUUCAGUGACAUCCAUUAACUAUACUACCCAUAAUGCAUCAUCAGGAAAACCUGAGACCAAAUUCAGUUCAUCAGAACGAAGAAACAGCACCAGGAAAAUUCUCCUUCCACAAAUAAUGCUGCUCCGGGUGGACGGACUCUUUGUGCCUUUUGAAAUUUUUAGCAAGGCCAUGGGACGAGAAUUUCAGCUGCCAAACACAAGAACAUAGGAUUUUAUUGUGGAACUGCUUGGCUCUUUCUCCCCACCUAGAAUGUCAGUUUCAUUCAUUUAUUAUAUGAAUCUCUUCUUUUGGAUGGACAGAAUCAUUCUUACAUUGACAACCUCAAUGCUGUGAAGGAAGCAAAAGCUCUGCCAGUCUGGGUGAGUGCGAGUCUGACGCCAAAAAAAAUAAAAAACAGCAACAAUGGGCAUUACGGCCUCUGUAUGGGGGAUUAAAAAGUCCGUCGGUAACUCGCUUUUGACUCGAGGGACUUUUUUGGUUUGGAGAAUCGGGGUCAAGGGCGAACGGUUGGGUUGUAAGAAUUUCUUUGUGGUUUAUAAAGAACGAUUUUAUGUUGCAUGAUACCAUGUCUUGCAUGAAUGGUUUUACAUUGCAUGAACUUGUUACGUUGUCUGUCACUUUAAGUACACGUAUUCUCUUGUUGUUUUAUGUACUUUAUCCAUCCAUGAACGAUUUCUAUUUAUGUGACUGAGGAAGAGUGAGGGUCACUGGCCUUUCACAAAUCACCAGCAUUAAUUUGUCACUUAGUUAUAUAUAAAUAUCUAAUAUAGUCAAAAUUAGGGAUAGAGUUUAACCCUAACCCUUAUAAGAGAAGUUAAAUCCAGUCUAACUGAUUCAAGUCUAGUUUAACCUAAACUUUCUAAAUAUUAACAUAUAGUAAAAAAAA
Molecule: messenger RNA, 2475 nt
Organism: Cyprinodon variegatus (sheepshead minnow)
Lineage: Eukaryota; Metazoa; Chordata; Actinopteri; Cyprinodontiformes; Cyprinodontidae
Gene: il11ra
Product: interleukin-11 receptor subunit alpha-like
Exons: 12
Coding region: 152-1345 (397 amino acids)
Cellular component (GO): membrane
Molecular function (GO): protein binding; cytokine receptor activity
Source: RefSeq, a predicted model, not a curated record